CGGUCUAAGGCAAAAAUGUUCUUACUGAAGCCGUGUCCUUUUACAAACAGGUUGUUGUCAGAGGGCGCAGAUGUGAAUGCCAGGCACAAGCUCGGCUGGACCCCGCUCAUGGUAGCAGCCAUCAACAGAAAUUCUAGCGUGAUCAAGAGCCUGCUUGCAGCUGGUGCUGAUCCCAACCUAGGAGACGAAUUCGGCAGUGUCUACGAGACAGCCAGAGAGAAGGGGCUCCAUUCACUGGAAGUUCUAGUGACCCGGGAGGAUGAGUUCAACAACCGCCUGAACAACCGAGCCACGUUCAAGGGCUGCACAGCUCUACACUACGCCGUGCUCGCUAACGACUAUGGGACCGUCAGGCUGCUGCUGGAAGGAGGAGCCAACCCCCUGCAGAAGAAUGAAAUGGGACACACGCCGCUGGAUUAUGCCCGCGAAGGGGAAGUCAUGAAACUGCUGAAGGCUUCGGAAACAAAGUUCCAGGAAGAGCAGCGGAAGAGAGAGCUAGAGGAACGGCGCAGAUUUCCACUGGAGCAGCGGCUGAAAGAGCACAUCAUCGGCCAAGAGAGUGCCAUAGUGACUGUGGGAGCUGCUAUUCGGAGAAAAGAAAAUGGCUGGUACGACGAAGAGCACCCCUUGGUUUUCCUUUUCUUGGGAUCGUCGGGAAUAGGUAAAACAGAGCUGGCCAAACAGACAGCAAAGUACAUCCACAAGGACCUCAAGAAGGGUUUCAUUAGACUGGACAUGUCAGAGUUCCAGGAAAGACACGAGGUUGCCAAGUUUAUUGGCUCUCCCCCCGGGUACGUUGGCCAUGAAGAAGGCGGGCAGCUAACCAAGAAGCUCAAGCAGUGCCCGAAUGCAGUGGUCCUCUUUGACGAAGUUGACAAAGCCCAUCCUGAUGUCCUCACCAUCAUGCUGCAGCUGUUUGAUGAAGGCAGGCUGACGGAUGGAAAGGGGAAGACCAUUGACUGCAAAGACGCCAUCUUCAUCAUGACCUCCAACGUGGCGAGUGAUGAGAUCGCCCAGCAUGCCCUGCAGCUCAGACAAGAGGCCCUGGAAAUGAGCAAGAACAGGAUCGCUGAAAACUUAGACGAUGUCCACAUGUCUGACAAGAUCACGAUCUCCAAGCAAUUCAAGGAGAAGGUCAUCCGCCCCAUCCUGAAGGCUCAUUUCCGGCGGGACGAGUUCCUGGGCAGGAUUAACGAAAUCGUUUACUUCCUCCCCUUCUGCCACGCAGAGCUCAUCCAACUGGUCAAUAAAGAGCUGAAUUUCUGGGCCAAGAAGGCCAAAAUGCGGCACAGUAUCACUUUGCUCUGGGACAGGGAAGUGAUGGACGUCCUGGCUGAUGGCUACAAUUUGCACUACGGCGCCCGGUCGAUCAAACACGAGGUCGAGCGGCGCGUUGUGAACCAGUUAGCGGCCGCCUACGAGCAAGACCUGUUGCCACGGGGCUGCACCCUGCGCAUCACGGUGGAGGACUCGGACAAGAAGCUGCUGAAAACCAAAGACAGUUCCUCCUUGGAGGAGACUGAGAGGAAGGCCCCGACGCUGCGGUUGGAGAUCGUGGAGAAGGACAGCAAGCGCCGGAAACUGGACAUCCAGGUGCCCCUGAACCCUGACCAGAUCUCUUACUUCUUGUAGGCACGGGGGGGCCAGACAACAAUAAAGUCACUGUGCGACUCAGACUUUGGAGAACAGCCCGUCUAUGAGUAAGAGCAAAGGGGACGGGAGCCCAGCCCAUAACAAGGGGCUCAGGGGACAUGUGUGUUUUGUCACUGAAUACCCUCCUAGGCCCCUACCGUCCUGUGUUCUCACCAAGUUGGUUCAAGACCCUCCAUCGCCCUCAUAGGGUUGAACUCCAUGCUGCCCUCCAACUCACGGGGAGAACAGACGGACAUGCCGCCAUGUGGAAACCUUGGAGUGAGAGGAAUAUAAGGGCAGGGAGGAGUGUUUCAGCAAGGAAAGGGAGGCAGAUUUCAACCCACACCAGUGCUAGAGAGUCUGGCUCUCCCUUGAGUUUAUCCCUUUGCUCAGGAGGGAGCUCCUGCUUGCCCUGCUCUGGCUACAGAGCAGGGUGUGCUGCCUAAGGGCAGGUGCUUCUCCACAUUAUGGCUUGAUUUUAAAAGCUGCCAUGAGCUCUCCAGCCCCUGUGCGUGGUCUGUGUCACUGAACUUCAGUAGCUGCAUGGUGCAUACGUGGCACGCAGCUCUUUCUCAGGACGGUGGGCAUGGCACAGGGGCAGGGGAGCCCACCUCCCUGAGGAACGGGGAAAAGAGGGGCACAAAUGCGGCUCAGCUGCCUUCAGGGAGCCUUCGGCUGAGACCCUUCCACUGCCUGCUCUCGGGUGAAUCCACCCAGCGAGGCUCCAGCCAAACCCAGACCCGUGACACGCCGGUGCGGUCCUGUCUACGAGUGCUGCUGCUGUCGUCUCUGCGCCGGACUCGAUCGUCUCCAUCCUGCAAAUCCUCCUUCUGGGAAGCAGCAUCUCUGGGCCGGGCUGAGCCGUAGCCAGUUGCCGGGUCAGAGCAAAGUGCCCUGCUCCAGGCAAACGUGGAGCUGGGCCAUCUCCUGCCAGCAGUAAUCAGAUUUGUUCCCUGCAUGCUCGCAAGAUCCUUCCUCUGCAGAAGGUUUAACUCUUCAGAGCCCUGUUGCCGUCGCCACAACACUCGGGUGCGGGGGGAACCGCUCGUGUGUGAGACCUGCUGCCUCUGGGCUCAGACUCUAAAUUGUGUGUUUCGGUCAAUAAAAGUCUGUUUUGUCUGGCA
Gavialis gangeticus (Gharial) is the source of this 2756-nucleotide messenger RNA. RefSeq names its product ClpB homolog, mitochondrial AAA ATPase chaperonin (gene CLPB). The record is from RefSeq and is a predicted model, not a curated record. Gene Ontology annotation, biological process: cellular response to heat. The coding region runs from base 16 to 1632 and encodes 538 amino acids. Gene Ontology annotation, molecular function: ATP binding; protein binding; ATP hydrolysis activity. The transcript is spliced from 14 exons. Lineage: Eukaryota; Metazoa; Chordata; Crocodylia; Gavialidae. Gene Ontology annotation, cellular component: mitochondrion; cytoplasm.